AUUGUUGCGUGGAAACAACGUGUGCUUUUUCAAAAUUGUGAAACAAUAACUAUAAGAAUAGGUGAAAUUUCAAUUCCUUUAACUUUUUAAGGCACCAACAAGCAUUCACUUUGGUCACCUUUGGAUGAUUUUAUAGAAAGCCUUUGCAAUUUUCAGUUGAGGUGAAUCAACAUGAACAAUGGUAGAAACAAGCAUGAUCAAGAGUCUAGUGAGAGAGGUCUGUUUUCACAUAUAACAGGCUAUCCAGCAGCACCACCUGCUUCUUACUCCUAUCCACCUCAAGGAGGUUAUUAUCCGCCACCACAAACUGCAUAUCCACCUCAAGGAGGUUAUUAUCCUUCACAGUAUCCACCACAUGCAGCCGGAGGAGGGUAUCCACCUUCCGGUUAUCCUCAUUCCGGAUAUCAUCAUCAACCAUCUUAUCAUGCUCCACAAUAUGGCUAUCCAUAUCCUUCAGGGCGUGGAUCUGGUAUAGGAGGAUUGAUCGCAGGGGCGGCAGCUGCAUAUGGUGCUCACCAUCUGUCUCAUGGACAUGGAGGUUACCAUCAUGGUUAUGGUUAUGGUUAUGGACAUGGGAAGUAUAAGCAUGGCAAAUUUGGCAAGCGUUGGAAGCAUGGUAGGUUUGGUUUUGGCAAGUUUAAGCAUGGAAAAUUUGGCAAACGAUGGAAGUGAUACAGGGGCAAAUAUAUUAAGUAUAUAUAUGCAACUUUGAGCAUGAUCAUGGAUGCUAAAUUUUUAGAUUAAUAAUAAUGUAUGCUAAUUGCUGUUUAGCAACAUAUAUAGUUUUGAAUUUCAGUUGGAUGUUUGCAAUGAACAAUUAUUGUUGUAUGUAUAUGAAAGCCCUUAACUUUAUUUA
Molecule: messenger RNA, 856 nt
Organism: Medicago truncatula (barrel medic)
Lineage: Eukaryota; Viridiplantae; Streptophyta; Magnoliopsida; Fabales; Fabaceae
Product: glycine-rich protein A3
Exons: 3
Coding region: 172-672 (166 amino acids)
Source: RefSeq, a predicted model, not a curated record